Molecule: messenger RNA, 1023 nt
Organism: Lepidothrix coronata (blue-crowned manakin)
Lineage: Eukaryota; Metazoa; Chordata; Aves; Passeriformes; Pipridae
Gene: KASH5
Product: coiled-coil domain containing 155
Exons: 11
Coding region: 1-1023 (340 amino acids)
Biological process (GO): chromosome localization to nuclear envelope involved in homologous chromosome segregation; spindle assembly; homologous chromosome pairing at meiosis
Cellular component (GO): meiotic nuclear membrane microtubule tethering complex; chromosome, telomeric region; nuclear outer membrane
Molecular function (GO): dynein complex binding
Source: RefSeq, a predicted model, not a curated record
AUGGCUCGGUGUCCCCGCAGGAGCGCGUGGCUUGGCGAGGAGCAGGAGGACACAGAGAGCAGCGAGCCCAGACCGGCACUGGCUGAGGACAGGCGCACGGCCCUGGCAGCCGCCCAGCUCCAGGGUGGCAGCGGCGACACGGACGUCACCAGCCCCGCCGAAGCCGCCGGGCUGCGCAGCCGUGCCAGGCAGCUGGCCGCCCACAACACGAAGCUGCAGCGGGACGCCGAGCUGGCCGAGGAGCUGAACGCCCGCCUGGCCGAGGAGACGGCUCAGCUCCAGGCUCAGCUGCGGAGCAGCCGGCAGGCGCUGGAGCAGGCCAGGGCGGCCGCCGAGGAGCUGGAGGACCUGAAGGCCGUGGCGAAGGGGCUGGAGGAGGAGAACGGCGAGCUCCGGCGGCAGGCGCGGCACAUGGAGAAGGAGCAGCGGAGCCUGUGCUUGCGGGCCGAGGGGCUCCAGGAGGAGAACCAGCGGCUGCUCGCCGAGGGCCAGGGGCUGCGGGAGCAGAUCCAGGCGCAGACGGCCCGCGUGGCAGACCUGGAGGCCCAGCUCUGCCGUGGCACCGCGCUCCUCUCCGCCCGGGACGCCGCCCUCGCCCAGGCGGGGCGGCGGGCGCAGGAGCUGGCGGUGGCACUGGAGGAGUACGACCGGGCGGUGCAGGAAUUGCGGCUGGAGACGAUGCAGCUGCGGCAGCAGCUGGGCCGGAUGAGGGACGCCUGGGCCAUGCGCCCCUGGUGCCCCCUUGACCAGGCCACGGACAUUGCAGCCACAGCGGCCACGGCGGCACCGAGCCAGGGGACAGGGGACACGGAGGAGGAGGAGGAGGAGGAGGAGGGCUCGGGGCCGGCGGUGCCCGGAGCCCCGGCGGGGAGCAGCGAGGAGCCAGCCCGGCCGCUGGUCCCACGGGCAUCACUGUGGGCACCGUGGGCACUGACACUGCUGGCACUGCUGGCCCUGCUCUACCUCCUGCCCUCCCGCUGGCCCCAGCCCCAGCUGCGCCACCGGAGACCCCCACCCCUGUGA